AUGGGUAAAAUUGUUGACAAAAUUGAUGUGUUGGCCGGCAGGACAACCACCUCUGGAUUAAGAGGUAGAAAAUUACGUAUAGCCAUUACAAUUACUGCCACUAUUGGUUUCUCACUUUUCGGUUAUGAUCAAGGUCUUAUGUCUGGUUUGCUUAACGGUGACCAAUUCAAGUUGGAGUUCCCGCCUGCUAGGGAUAACUCCACUAUCCAAGGUGCCAUCACUGCUUGUUAUGAAUUGGGUUGUUUCUUUGGUGCUAUUUUUGCUUUGUUAAGAGGUGACUAUUUUGGUAGAAAACCACUUAUGCUUGCUGGUUCUCUUAUCAUUGUUAUUGGUACUGUUAUAUCAACUGCUGCAAUUAGACCAUACUGGCAAACUGGUCAAUUCGUCAUUGGUAGAGUUGUUACUGGUAUUGGUAAUGGUUUGAACACGGCAACUAUCCCCGUGUGGCAAUCGGAAAUGUCUAGAGCUGAAAACAGAGGUAAGUUGGUCAAUAUUGAAGGUGCUGUUGUUGCAGUGGGUACUAUGAUUGCUUAUUGGAUCGAUUUCGGUUUCUCAUACAUUAACAGCUCAGUUCAAUGGAGAUUCCCUACUGCUUUCCAAAUCGUGUUUGCUCUUUUGUUCUUCUUCGGCCUUACCAACUUGCCAGAAUCUCCCCGUUGGUUGAUUGCUCACCACCGUAGAGCUGAAGCUCAUGAAGUGUUGGGUUAUCUUAACGACUUGCCACCUGAUGAUGAUGCAGUUAUCGCUGAAGGUACCACCAUUAUUGAUGCCGUUAAUAGAUUUGCUGAUGCACAAACUGGGUUCAAGGAUUUGCUUACCGGUGGUAAGACGCAACAUUUCCAAAGAAUGUUGAUUGGUUCAUCAUCACAAUUUUUCCAACAAUUUACUGGUUGUAAUGCUGCCAUUUAUUACUCAACUAUUUUGUUUUACGAAACUAUUUUCAAUAAGAGUAAAUACAGAUUGUCGUUGAUUUUGGGUGGUGUUUUUGCCACAAUUUAUGCUUUGGCCACCAUUCCAUCAUUCUUUUUGAUUGAUACCGUUGGUAGAAGAAAAUUGUUUUUUGUUGGUGCCAUUGGUCAAGGAUGUUCAAUGAUUAUUUCAUUUGCAUGUUUGGUUAACCCAACUGAACAGAAUGCUAAAGGUGCUGCUGUUGGUAUCUACUUGUUUAUCGUGUUUUUCGCCUUCACAAUCUUGCCAUUGCCAUGGAUAUACCCACCAGAGAUUAAUCCAUUAAGAACUAGAACAACUGCAUCUGCUAUUUCUACUUGUACCAACUGGUUGUGUAAUUUUGCUGUUGUUAUGUUUACACCAAAAUUCAUCGAGACAUCAAACUGGGGUUGUUAUUUGUUCUUUGCUUGCUUUAACUUCCUUUUCGUGCCAGUCAUUUUCUUUUUCUACCCAGAAACCGCAGGUAGAUCAUUGGAAGAGAUUGACAUCAUCUUUGCCAAAGCACACGUGGAAGGAAGACAACCGUGGAGAGUUGCUGCCACCUUGCCCAAAUUAUCAUUACAAGAAAUUGAAGCUGAAGGUAACAGUUUGGGCUUGUACGACGAAGAUUUCGAAAAGGACAACUAUGAAACCAAGGAAAACAUUAGCGACUCCACUAGCAAUAAUGGAAAUGGUGCCGCUGGUGGAAUGUUUGAGAAGUCAGCUGAGGAAGACAAUACCGCUGCUGGUUCUGAGGAGGCUUCAAACAAGGUUUAG
Molecule: messenger RNA, 1704 nt
Organism: Lodderomyces parapsilosis
Lineage: Eukaryota; Fungi; Ascomycota; Pichiomycetes; Serinales; Debaryomycetaceae
Product: sugar porter family MFS transporter
Exons: 1
Coding region: 1-1704 (567 amino acids)
Biological process (GO): transmembrane transport; carbohydrate transport
Cellular component (GO): membrane
Molecular function (GO): carbohydrate:proton symporter activity
Source: RefSeq, a predicted model, not a curated record